AUGUCUGUAGUAGCAGGUUUGAAAGGCGAAGCUUCGCAACAAGCUCGAUCGCUGUAUCGUCAAUUAUUGAGACAAGGCGGUCAGUUUGCAGCAUACAAUUUCCGAGAAUAUGCGAAACGUAGGACAAGGGACUCAUUCAGAGAGCACAAGGACGUUCAAGAUGAGAGGAAGGUCCAGGAAUUGAUGCAGAAAGGAUUGAAGGAAUUACAAAGCUGA
Botrytis sinoallii is the source of this 216-nucleotide messenger RNA. RefSeq lists its product as uncharacterized. Gene Ontology annotation, cellular component: mitochondrion; L-cysteine desulfurase complex. Gene Ontology annotation, biological process: iron-sulfur cluster assembly. The coding region runs from base 1 to 216 and encodes 71 amino acids. The transcript has 2 exons. NCBI's taxonomy places the organism in Eukaryota, Fungi, Ascomycota, Leotiomycetes, Helotiales, Sclerotiniaceae. The record is from RefSeq and is a predicted model, not a curated record.